GCGGCCUCAGUGGCGGAGCGCGGCAGCCGGUGCGCGGCCGGGGAGCUGUCGCUGCGGGGGCCGGGGCGCGCGGGCACCGCGCACGGAGCAGACGGACGGCGGCGGGGACCCCUUCCCCUACCGAGGCGCCUCCGCUUCCCUGGACUCCAGCCAGCCGCCCAGCCCCCCGUGCACCCCGGGCUCCCGAUGGCCCCCGAGGCCGGGGCGCCCUCGCGCGUCCCGCGCCUGCUGCCCUGGGCUGCGCUGCUGCUCCUUGCCGCGCUGCCCCCCGUCGCUGCCUCGGCGGGGGCCCCAGUUCAUCACCCACUGAAGCCAAGGCAUGUGAAACUGCUGUCCACUAAGAUGGGCCUGAAAGUCAUGUGGGACCCACCCAAAGAUGCUGCCAGUAGACCCGUGGAGCAUUACAACAUUGCCUAUGGGAAGUCACUGAAAAGUCUUAAGUACAUCAAGGUGAAUGCGGAGACAUCCUCCUUCCUUAUUGAGGAUGUGGAGCCGGGGGUAGUAUACUUUGUGCUGGUUACUGCAGAAAACCCCAGUGGAGUGAGCCGUCCUGUUUACAGAGCUGAGAGCGCGCCUGGAGGUGAAUGGAUCAAGAUUGAUGCUUUUCCCAUUAAGGGUCCAGGACCACUUAAUGAAACCGUCACAGAGAAGGAAGUGCCCAACAAGCCGUUGCGUGUGCGUGUCCGGUCGUCAGAUGACAAGCUGUCUGUGGCAUGGAAGGCGCCACGCCUGUCUGGAGCCAAAAGUCCACGCAGAUCACGUGGCUUUCUUCUGGGCUAUGGGGAGAGUGGCCGAAAGAUGAACUAUGUGCCCCUGACGAGAGAUGAGCGGAGUCAUGAAAUCAAAAAGCUCGCCUCAGAGUCAGUGUACGUGGUCUCUCUGCAGUCCAUGAACUCCCAGGGGCAGAGCCAGCCAGUCUACAGGGCUGCCCUCACCAAAAAGAAGAUCUCAGAAGAGGAUGAACUGGACGUCCCUAAAGACAUCAGUGUCCGAGUGAUGUCAUCCCAGUCUGUGCUUGUGGCCUGGGUGGAUCCUGCUUUGGAAAAACAGAAGAAGGCGUCAAGACAGUACACCGUGCGCUACCGGGAGAAGGGCGAGUCUGCCAGGUGGGACUACAAACAGGUCGCUAACCGGCGUGCCUUAGUGGAGAACCUGAUCCCAGACACCGUGUAUGAGUUUGCAGUCCGGAUCUCCCAGGGGGAGAGAGACGGCAGGUGGAGCACGUCUGUCUUCCAGAGAACACCGGAAUCUGCUCCUACCACAGCUCCUGAAAACUUACACGUCUGGCCAGUGAGUGGCAAGCCGACCGUGGUCACCGCCUCCUGGGAUGCGCUGCCCGAGACGGAAGGGAAAGUGAAAGAAUACAUCCUUUCCUAUGCCCCGGCUCUCAAGCCCUUCGGAGCCAAGUCCCUCACCUAUCCCGGGCACACCACUUCUGCGCUGGUGGAUGGCCUGCAGCCUGGGGAACGCUACCUGUUCAAAGUCCGGGCAGCCAACAGAAGAGGCCCCGGGCCUUACUCCAAAGCUUUCGUUGUGGCCAUGCCAACAGCCGGUGUCCGUGAGAAGGAUGCGCUACAGAGCACAGCUGAAAACUGGAAGCCCGAAAGCCCCCAGCCUCCCUCCUCUCCGCCCCAGUCCCCAGCCUCCUCAGGGCACAGCAAUGCCAAGGACCUGCUUCUGGACUUGAAGAACAAAAUACUGGCUAAUGGGGGGCUGCCCAGAAAGCCCCUACUCCGCCCCAAAAAGAUCCAAGAGCUGGACCCUCAGUCGACAGAAGUCACCCAGGAGGAGGAGCUGGAUUCACUGGAGAACCCCAGGGUAUCACAAGACCAGAGGCAACCUUUGAGGCCAGCAAUUAGACCAGGCCCCUCAGUCCUGGCUCCUGGCAGGACUCCAGCUAGGGCCAGAGUGCCGCAGCCACCCCGACAGGACACCGUUGACAGGCGGGGCCCGGCACUGGCCGCCCACCCUGGCCGGGGUGCCCCUCAGCGCCCUACAGCAGGGCCCAGAGCCAACUCUGCCAACAAUGACGCAGUGGACUCAGAUGAGGAUGAGGACCCCAAAGUCAUCUCUCAGCAGCUGCCUCCCAAGAGCCAGGCCCCAGCCCCCGGAGGCCAAUCCACUGCCAACAUACCCCACCAGGGUAUGAAACCGGCUUUGCCAGCACGCAGGGUGCCCCACCCAGUGGCUGUGGAGGAAGAGAUCAGGCCUGCCUCAAGACCUGCCCUACCUCAUAGGGGUGUGUCCCUGGCUGGCCACUCUCAGGGGCCACUGCAAUCCACUGCACCUUCCCCAGUCUCUACACCUUUCCCCUCCAGGAUCCAGCUAUCUAGGGGUGGGGGCACUCCUAGUGAUGACAACAGCAGGAGGCAGGACCCCACCCUGCGGACCCGGCCAGCCUCUGGACACGUCACUUUGCUCCGAAACAGGCCCUUUACUGCCCACGGCAGGUUUCCCAACCGACUAAGCAAUGGCCGAGGACUGCGGCUGCAGCCCUCCCGUGCCCCUCCCCAAGCCACCACUGCCUCCAUAGUGUACCCCAGGGUUCAGCCACAGCUAGCCUCGGCUGGCUCAGAUGGGGAGGACGAGAGACCACUCCCUGCCACUGUGGUCCAUGGCCAUGGGUCUUCCUCCUCCAGGCAGCCAGCCUCUCGGGGCUGGGACCCCCUAAGGAGAGGCCCCCAGAGAGGGACCAGCCCUUACCACAAAGAGGCCAUUCCAGAAAAUCCCAAAUCAGCUGGGGCAGUGGUGCAUUCUAGGGAGAAGUCUGCCGUCCUGACCCAUAAGACACAGGAGGCUCAGCAAAGCACAGGUACAGAGGAGGAGGCCAGUUCUCCCAAGGCACGGCCCGGGUCGGCCAGCCACCCACUGCCUCCUGCCCGGCCACAGCCUGACCACGAGGACAACAGCGCCCAGGCUGGUCAGCCCGACGACGGAGUCCAGCAUGCACAUGCGGGCUCCUUCCCGAGGCCUGGGGGCCGGCAGGUCCCUAGCAGGUCAGGGGUCCAGGCUACUCCAGGGAAGAAGGAGGCACCUUCCAAGAGGCCCCUACCGUCCAAGUCUCAGCAGUCAGUGUCAGCGGAGGAGGAAGAGGAGGAAGAGGAAGGGGAGGAUGUGGAGUACCUAAAAGGGGGAAAGGAAGGCCCCCUGCCUCCCUCCAUUUCUAAGUGGCCCUCUGCUCCUGGCACCAGGGCCGGCAAGUAUGCCAAGGACAAGACUCUGCCUGCAGGCACCCCCAGAACGCCCCAGCCCUCCCACAGCCCUGCGACCAGCGCCCCGUCCUGGCCGAGGCAGCCCACACAUGCACCACCAGGCUUCUCGUCCACCACACCCAUGCUCUCUCUGCGCCAGCGGAUGCAGCGCAGGUUCCGCACACCGCUCUCCCGCCAGCCGCCCAGAACCCCGCAUGCACAAGGUUACAAUGGCAGACCAAAUGUGGAUGUGAAAGAACUGCCUGGUAGUAAUGGAAAACCCAACGGACAGAGAAUUAUCAAUGGCCCUCAAGGAACAAAGUGGGUUGUGGACCUUGACCGUGGGUUAGUGUUGAAUGCAGAAGGAAGACACCUCCAAGAUUCCCAAGGGAAUCCCCUGCGGGUCAAACUGGGAGGAGAUGGUCGAACCAUUGUGGAUCUUGGUGGGACGCCCGUGGUGAGCCCCGACGGCCUUCCCCUGUUUGGGCAGGGACGACACGGCAAGCCGCUGGCCAGCGCCCAGGAGAAGCCCAUUUUGAGUCUUGGAGGGAAACCUCUAGUGGGCUUGGAGGUCAUCAGAACGACCACCCUUCCCCCCACCACAAUGCUGCCCCCCACCACAACUACCACCCCUCUGCCCACCACCAUCCCGCAGCCAAUGACCACCACCACCCGCCGCCCGUCCAGCACCACCACCACCACCCGCCGCCCGACCACCACCACCACCACCACCCGCCGCCCGACCACCACCACCACCACCCGCCGCCCAACCACCACCAGGCGCCCAAAGACUACCACCAGGCGUCUGAAGACCACCACUACACACCCGAUGACCAGGAUCCGAACCACGAGAUGGACCACUACCACCACCACCACCACCACCACCCCUGAACCUACCACCUCAGCCCCUACCUGUCCCCCUGGCACCCUGGAACAGCACGAUGAUGAAGGCAACUUGAUAAUGGCUUCAAAUGGGAUCCCGGAAUGCUACCCUGAGGAAGAUGACUUCUCGGGCUUGGACGCUGACACGGCUGUUCCCACAGAAGAAGACUACGUGGUAUACGAUGAAGAUUACCAGGUGGAGACCUCAAGGUCACCAGCCCCCACGAAACCCACGACCACAGCUGCCACCCCGAAAGUCGUCCCAGAGCAUGGCACCAUCCUAUCAUUUCCUGAAGAGGAGUUCGAUCUGGCUGGAAAGAAGCGAUUUGUUGCUCCUUAUGUGACGUACCUAAGUAAAGACUCAGCAGCUCCAUGCUCUCUGACGGAUGCUCUGGAUCACUUCCAAGUGGAAAGCCUGGAUGAAAUCAUCCCAAAUGACCUGAGGAAGAAUGACCUGCCUCCUCAACAUGUCCCCAGAAACAUCACUGUGGUUGCCAUGGAAGGCUGUCACUCAUUUGUGAUUGUGGACUGGGACAAAGCCAGCCCUGGAGACGUGGUAACAGGGUAUUUGGUGUACAGUGCAUCCUAUGAGGACUUCAUCAGAAACAAAUGGUCCACACAAGCCUCUUCUGUGACUCAUUUGCCCAUUGAAAACCUGAAGCCAAACACAAGGUAUUAUUUCAAAGUUCAAGCCAAAAAUCCACAAGGCUAUGGGCCCAUCAGCCCGUCGGUCUCAUUUGUCACAGAAUCAGAUAACCCUCUGCUCGUCGUGAGGCCCCCAGGUGGUGAGCCCAUCUGGAUACCAUUUGCUUUCAAGCAUGACCCCGGCUACACAGACUGCCACGGGAGACAAUAUGUGAAGCGGACGUGGUACAAAAAGUUUGUGGGAGUUGUUCUUUGUAAUUCACUGAGGUAUAAGAUUUACCUUAGUGACAACCUGAAAGACACAUUCUACAGCAUUGGAGACAGCUGGGGAAGAGGGGAAGACCACUGCCAGUUCGUGGAUUCACACCUUGAUGGGAGAACGGGGCCUCAGUCCUACGUGGAAGCCCUCCCCACCAUUCAAGGCUACUACCGCCAGUAUCGCCAGGAGCCAGUCAACUUCGGCCAGAUUGGUUUCGGAACCCCCUACUACUAUGUGGGCUGGUAUGAAUGUGGGGUUGCCAUCCCAGGAAAGUGGUAAUCCCUGGAGCCAUGGUCCUGCAAGUUCAACCGUCCAGCCCUGGCCUGCCAGCUGACUCAUCCCAGGCACUGUGAGCAAGAGAAAGACAGUCACACACCCCGCCACCCCCCUCCUCCUGGCUGGUGGGGAGGCCAUGGGAUGAACACUGGAUGAUUUCAUCAUCUUCAGUCUGGAACUCAGUCAGUCCCACUUACUGACCUUGACUGUGAGCAGGACUUGGCCUUGCCGUUCACGACGCGUGUCAUGGCUUUUGUUUGUCGUGAUACAUCCAGAGUCAUCACCAAGUAACCACUUUCCAUGACUCACAGACUAAAUCAAGGUCACAGAGUGUGGGCACUCGGACACCUCCAGGGAACAGCAGAGCUGUGCCCUGUGCUUUCUAUGUUGCUUGUUCUGGACACUCCCAAGCCAGCCCAUUUUAAGCUUCAGAUCUCUUUGUAUGCAGCCGAACCAAGUUACUAAGAACACGCCCAAAGAACCACAGCCUACCUGAAGUUUAUUCUGUGGACUUGCCCACUGCUAGAGAAUAUGUAUCGUGUUUGUCAGUUCUCAAAUGUGGUCUAUAUGUAUAUAUGCAUAUACAUAGGCACACUGAUCUGCAAGACUAUUGAUUAAAAUGGCUAUAUUUGUACUUUGUUCAC
Messenger RNA from Ochotona princeps (American pika), 5897 nucleotides. It is a transcript of the gene FNDC1, whose product is annotated as fibronectin type III domain containing 1. NCBI's taxonomy places the organism in Eukaryota, Metazoa, Chordata, Mammalia, Lagomorpha, Ochotonidae. The record is from RefSeq and is a predicted model, not a curated record. The transcript has 23 exons. Bases 187 to 5256 code for a protein of 1689 amino acids. Gene Ontology annotation, molecular function: protein binding.